This is a messenger RNA of Phascolarctos cinereus (koala), 2409 nucleotides long. Lineage: Eukaryota; Metazoa; Chordata; Mammalia; Diprotodontia; Phascolarctidae. The record is from RefSeq and is a predicted model, not a curated record.
UCCUCAUUUAUUCACAGUCAUUCAGGGUAAGUCACCAAGCAUUUUUAAUCACCUUCUGUGUGCCAGACACUGUGCUAAGUGGUGCAGGUACAAAGACAGGGAAAAUCAACCUCUGCUCUCAAGGACCCAGUCAGUGGGAGACAACAAAAGGCACCCAGCUAUGUACAAACAUUAUGUAAAAAGGACAAAUUGGAGUUAGUCAACAAAAGGUCUGUUCUAGGAUUAAGGGGAUGGGGGGGAAGUUCUUGCUGAAUGGAGAUGCGAUUUUAGGUGGUACCUGAAGGAAGACUGGCAUGCCAGGAGAUGAGCAGGAGAAAGGAGAGAGUUCCAGGCAAGGGGGAAAACGGGUAGAAAUGCUGAGAGUCAGGAAAUACGUUGUUGGUGUGUUAAAGUAGUGCAGAAAGACUACAAAGGUAUUAGGCAGCCAGGUUAGGAAGAGUUUAGGAAACCUAAUAGGACUUUAUAUUUGAUUCUGGAAUAGAAAACCACUAGAAUUUCUUGAAUAGAGAACUGAUAUGAAGAGACCUUAAAUAGAGCAGAAUCAGUUGAACAGCUGAGAGUGAGAUGGACUGGAUCAGGGACAAAGUUAUUGCAGGGAGAUCCAUGAGAAGGCUUUUUUUUGGGGGGGGUUGGUGAGGGCAAUUGGUGUCAAGUGACUUGCCCAGUACAGGCCAGCUGUAAUGAUUUUGAUAGUAAUGCAGUCCAUCAUCUUCAGCCUCUACAGUGAUGACUGGGAGAGUAUAGUCUGUCCGAGACCCACUGCCACUGAACCAGGCAGGGACUCCAGAAUGCAGGAUGGCAGCACCAUAGAUAAGGAGAUUGGGAGGCUGUCUUGGUGGCUGAUAGCAGCAGGCUAAAUUAUUGCUUGUCAAUAUUCUCUUGUCAAGAUAUUCGUAGACACCCUGUUUUCCAGGGCUAAGGCCAAGCAAGUAAGCUGUGUCCUGAGCUUGGCAUAACAAUGAUCCUCUGUCCUCACCAUCUGGGUGAGCUCACCCCUGGCAAAAUCAUAUAAUUACGACGUUGCUUUGACCAGGUAUUCUGUGAGCUCAGAAAAGCACCAGAGAAGUACCCAUGUUCUGGUGAUGAAGUCCUAUUAUGAAUCAAACUUGUCCCAUUGUUGCUGUUACUUCUCCCAGACCUGAGCUCAAAUCCAAGUUCAGACACUUGCUAGCUGUGGGACCCUGGGCAAGUCACUUCACCCUAGUUUACACAUGUACAAAAUAGGGUCUUUAACAGCACCUGCUUCGCAGGGAUUUUGUGAAGACCAGAUGAGAUAGUCAUUAUAAGGUAGUUAGCUGUGCUUGGAACACAGUAAGCACCAAGUAAAUGUUAGCUCUGAGUUUUAUUGAGCCCAUCUAGCAGACCACUGGCAUUCCCCAGGCCCAGCCAAACACUCUCCACGUCUCCUGGUUUCCCUCGGGUCAGUCUCCUUGGCAGAGGAAACAGACACAAAGCCAGCACGGUCUUGCCCCGGCGGGCGCCCCCUUAACCUCUCCUGCUGCCCCGGGCCCACUCGUGUCCUGCUCCUCCUGGAUGCCCCAGGGGGCUGAGCAAGCUCUUCUGGAAUCCAUGGCCUGCCUGUGGUUUCCCUGAGAACCGUGCCUUCCCUGCCUGUUUGCGUCACUUCCUGCGACAAGACACUGGUGCACAGGAAGCACUUCAUUAGAGUCGCGGCCUGUUGUGACUGGCUGCAAGAGUGGGAGAGACUGGGCUGGACGACGCGCGGAGGAGCCCUCCGGGGCUGUGAAGACAAUGCACGAGCUCUCCCUUCUGUGGCCGCUGCUCUGUCCAGGAGGACAACCUGGAGGAAGAGGGAAUGGCGCCUGCCCUCACAGCCGGGCCCCGGAAGGAAUCAGUGACGUUCAAGGAUGUGGCUGUGGAAUUCACCCAGGAAGAGUGGGUACAAUUGAACCCAUCUCAGAAAAAGCUGUACAGGGAUGUGAUGCUGGAGAACUAUAAGAACUUAGUCUCUUUGGGAUACCAAUGCCAUGCCAUGAAACCAAAUCCCUUACAUUUGAAUUGUCAUUCGAAGAUUCUGAAGAUGAAGUGGCCAAAGUACCCGGCGCUAAGAUCCUUUCUCUAUCUGAACUGCCAAGCAUUCAAACUAUACUGCAGAGAGUGUGACUCCAAUUGGCUGGCCAUGCUUUUUGAAUGCCAAAUCCAUGUUUACCUAAAAGACUAUUGUAUGGAGAACUCACACAAAGCAAGUUCUCCCAUGAGGUCAAAAGAAGCAAUACCAAGGACACUUCUAAUGUCUCUCUGAAGAACUUCGGAAUCACUUGUGUGACAUGGGAGACAUUGGCAAAGGACCAACCCACAUGGUAUAUCCCUGUCAAAGAAGGCACUGUGUUCUGUGAGCAAAGCAGAAUUGCAGUAGCUCAAAAGAUAUGUGAACUGCACAAAUUUAGA